GUAUGUUCAGUGUUAUCUAAUGGUAAAUUAUCUUUAAAACUUCUCAACUAAACAGUAAACAAUAAUAUUUAUAUUAUAUAAUUAUAAUUUAAUAGAUUAUCGAUCAUCUUUUGAUCGUUUAAAUUUAGCGUAUUUGUAUACUUUCGAAGUCGUUAUUGUGCAAAUUGCCCGUUCUACGCCAUUACAGAAUAGUUGAUUUACAUUCGGACUUCGGUAUAACUUUUGGAUUCAACAAUGAAUUUCAAUACGAACAGUCUUCCAGUUUGGACUGACAUUGUCGAUUCAUCUAAUUAUGAAACAAUCAAAAAUGAAAAAAAUAUUAUAGAAAGUAAAGUAAGCAUUAAUUUUCCACCUGAAUUGAUGGAAAAAAUUGCUACCUAUCUCGACGGCAGAAGUUUAAUUGCGUUUAAAUUGGUUUCUAAGUCAUGUAAUGUUGUAGCAAGUAAUGCAGUUUUAUACAACAAAAUGUGGAAAAAGUUUUGUUUAAAUGAUAUUCCAUCAAAAUACUUUCAAGAAAUGUUAAAGAAACGUUUUACAGACAUAAAUUUAUUCGGCGAGUCUGAUUAUGAGAAUUUAUUUAAAGGUUGGCUGCUGUGGCAGAAACCUAAAUUUAAAGUAUCACUUAUUUUUGAAGAGACUUUCUUGAUUAACGGCAUAUGUAGCCUUCUUGCUUAUCAAGAUGAACUGAUAGUAGUGACGGACUAUUCUUAUUGUCCAUAUAUUUUAAAAAGAAAUAAUCUAACAAAUAAAGUUGAACUUAUAAAGAAACAACAAAGUCAGUUGCACAGAUCUAUCUAUUUACUAGCGCUAAACCCUCGACUACAGUGUGCUGAAGCAAAUAAUGACGCCAAAUAUAAUUGGCUUAAUAGAAAAGGACCAAAUGUUUGUCCUUUACAAUCUCAGGGAAGUACUAGUCAUACAGGAAUCCCAAUAGCAAGAUUUGGCGGUCAACUCCUCAGUGUAGAUGUCAAUCCAUAUGAAGAAAAAUGUUGCUGGAUUCGUCAAAGCUGGUAUGGUUAUUAUUCACAUUCUCCACUAAAAAAACUACAUGAACAUUAUUGUGAUCGCUUGAGUUCAACUGUGUUUUCAUCAGUCAUACAUCAGCUCGUAAUAGGGCGUAUGACUAACAAUUACAUUUCAGUUCAUGAUAUGAAUCGAGAUGAGUGUAUGGUAGUUCCCUUAUGGUUGAAUAUAAAGUAUAUGGAAGCCACUGCUAUAUUUAUUUAUACCAAUAUGUUGUUUGUAGGUACACGUAACAGUUAUUUGGUAGUAUAUCGUUUGAAUAAUUGGAAUGAUUUGUUGAAACCGAAGGAGAGUAACAUUUUAUUAGAUGUACAUUUAAGUAUGGGACCAAUUUUAGCAAUAGAAAUUCUAGACUAUAAAAACCAUAAAACAAUUGUUGUUGCAGCUCGAUCUCGCAUAGUGUGGCUAAAUGUUUUAUAAGCCAAUUAAUUAUUUAAUAAUUUUUUUUAUUUGUUUGACAGAAUUUAGUUUUGUUUUUUCAAACAUAAUAUAUUUUGUGAUGU
This is a messenger RNA of Adelges cooleyi (spruce gall adelgid), 1526 nucleotides long. RefSeq lists its product as uncharacterized. Lineage: Eukaryota; Metazoa; Arthropoda; Insecta; Hemiptera; Adelgidae. Gene Ontology annotation, molecular function: protein binding. The record is from RefSeq and is a predicted model, not a curated record. Bases 235 to 1443 code for a protein of 402 amino acids. The transcript is spliced from 2 exons.